Messenger RNA from Camelina sativa (false flax), 994 nucleotides. Its product is annotated as Chaperone DnaJ-domain superfamily protein. The record is from RefSeq and is a predicted model, not a curated record. Lineage: Eukaryota; Viridiplantae; Streptophyta; Magnoliopsida; Brassicales; Brassicaceae.
ACUCCUGUUUUUAUAUAAACCCCCCAAACAAAAGCUUACAACUAAUAAUAUGUCAUCUCGUGAAUAUGCGUUGAUCAGAUUACAUAUAUAGAGAAUAUACGUAAGUAACCAAUGGAAGGUGGCAUUAAGCAAACGUCGUCGUAUUACGAGAUUCUUGGCGUUGCCGUUGAUUCUUCGGCGGAGCAGAUACGGCGGGCGUAUCAUAAGCUUGCUAAGAAAUGGCAUCCUGAUCGGUGGACUAAUGAUCCUUUUGGAGCUGGGGAAGCUAAACGAAGGUUCCAGCAGAUUCAAGAAGCUUAUUCAGUGUUGUCGGAUCAGAGGAAACGAAGUCUUUAUGAUGCUGGACUCUAUGAUUCUGGAGAAGAUGAGGGAUACUUUGAUUUUGUUCAAGAGAUGGUUUCACUCAUGGCUCAAACUAGAAGAGAGGAAAAGCAAUACAGCUUGGAAGAGCUACAGACUAUGGUCGAUGACAUGAUCUAUGAGUUCCAAUCAGAACCAUUGUUCCAGAACCAAUCAGUGGAAAUGAAUUUCGACCUAAACCAACCGGUUGACUGGCAUCCACAGAUGUCUCUACCGGUUUCAAGCUUUGACUUCUAUCCACAGAGCAGCUACUAAACUAGAUCGAUUUGGGGAAGCAGUAAUAAGAAUCUCUCAUAUUUUGGUUUAGAUUUCUUGGAGACUCCGACCCGUGCUAAUGAAGGAUCACUGUCCCGGGUUUUUUCAGCUGAUGGUGGCUUCAAAAUAUCAACUACUCUUCUGUGACUUCUGGUACACGAAAUAGAAUCUGUUCUAGGGUUUUCACGUUUUGUUGUUUGGAAAUUUUGCUAGGUUCAAGAAGCAUUGGUUUGUAAUUGCGUUUUUCUAAUGCUUCUGUACUCUAGUAAAAACAUCUUUUCAUGUACCGAAACAAUAUCAUUUGCAAAAAGAAAAAUCUUUACAAAAAAGAAAAAAGAGGAAGAAGCAAGUUAAGCAAUGGCGAACAUAUAGAGCCCAA